Messenger RNA from Vidua chalybeata, 1696 nucleotides. It is a transcript of the gene PRR11, whose product is annotated as proline rich 11. Lineage: Eukaryota; Metazoa; Chordata; Aves; Passeriformes; Viduidae. Gene Ontology annotation, cellular component: nucleus; cytoplasm. The record is from RefSeq and is a predicted model, not a curated record. The transcript is spliced from 10 exons. The coding region runs from base 111 to 1169 and encodes 352 amino acids.
AGCGGUUUGAAUCGGCGGCGGCGGCGGGCGCGGAGCGCGGCCAGAGGGAGGGGGUGGCCCCGGGACACCCCCGGAACACCCCCGGAACACCCCCACAGGUGUGUGCAGUAAUGGCAAGGUAUAAGAAAUGCAAACGGAAACGAAGAGCCCGAGCAAAAUUUCGACUGGAAAAGAAGAGAAAUGCUGCAGCCCCCCAGGGCUCAGUUUGUCCCUCUCCACGGUCACCAGCUCAUCUCCCUCUGAACUCACCACCAGUCCCAAGCUGCUCCCGCUGGCCUUUAGCCUUGCCCAGUGUAAAAGGUGUGGUCAGACCCUUGACAGCAGCAGCCUCAUUUCUGUACUGGUGGUGCCAGGGCAGGGUUGCACAGAGCUUCCAGGUGGUUAAAGACACCAUAUUUCCAUCACAAGUCUACUUAAGGGAACUAAAUAUGUUCAGGGAGAAGCUGGAGAAGUUGGAAAGUGAAUUUUCCAAGCUACAAGGAGCACUCCAGAUGAACGGAGUGGCAGCUUUGUCUUCAAAAAGUUCUCUUUGCCAAAAGUGUCACAAGCCAGUCCUGGCUGCUCCUGUGGGGACACAGAUGGAUCCUCCACCCUCAGCAUCCGUGCCUGUGUCCAUCCCCCCUCCUCCUCCUCCUCUUCCUCCUCCUCCUCCUCCUCCUCCUCCACCACCGCCACUGCCUCCACCAAAACUGCCUCCAGCACCUCUCCUCCUCCAACGGGGCACAGCCUCGAACCUGGCACCCCCAGUGAAAAAGGAUGGGCCCAUGCACAUCACCCUCAAAGACCUCCUGAAUGUUAAACUGAAGAAGACAAACAGCAACCUGAGAAUGGACAAGGAACAAUCACCAGUGAAGCUACGCAGGGCAUUAAUUACAGUCACAGAUCUACAGAGUGUUAGUCUGAGACCUAAAUCCAAGCCAUCACCUCAUGCUACAAAAUCUUUAAUUACCUCCCCUAAAAAUCAGAUUGAUCUUCGGAAGCAUCUGAAGAAAGUCGAUAUCCAAAGAAGUCCUGGUGGCACUCCUCUGAAUAGUAAAGAAAACAUUGAAUGUGGCUCUGGGCUGACCCCAAUAAUGACACAGGCACUACGGCGCAAAUUUCAGAUGGCUCACCCGAAGAGUCCCUCGCCUGCACGGCUGAGUGCUGCAAACAGCUUUGAUGAAAAGUAAAAGGGAAAGUAGGUUUAUAGAACAAUUUUCUAUUUGUGGUCAGGAAGCCACUUGAAUCCCAUUUUUAUUACACUCAGGCACAUGUAUUUGUAAGCAAAUGUAGUGCACAGGAAAAUGGGGCAUUAUGAAACCCUGUAAAGCAGAUUGUGCUUUUUAUCUCUUUCUAAUGUCUCUCGAUUUGGUCGCAUCUUCAUUCAUAAUGGAAAAAAGAUAGGAAAUCUCUCAAGUCUUUUGACACCUGGGUGCUGCUGAAGCAGGAACUGUUAUAUUCCUAGCACUGGUGCUGCUUGUCGUACAAAUAUGUGUUUGCUGAAAUUCAGUAUUUUUAUAUCUUUUUUUAAACAAAAAAAUAUCUUGACAGUAUUUGUACAUUUUCAAAGAAAAACAACAGUUUAAUGCACUAAUGUAUUAAAAUGGAAAGCUGCAAGCUUCAACGAACAGUUCUAGUCUGUGGCUACAAAUGUAAGAGGCCCUUGCACUGUGUAUCACUGCUGUCUGAUCACUAUUAAAAGGCUGCACUGCUUAAA